Coregonus sp. 'balchen' is the source of this 13668-nucleotide messenger RNA. The record is from the annotation of a GenBank genome assembly. NCBI's taxonomy places the organism in Eukaryota, Metazoa, Chordata, Actinopteri, Salmoniformes, Salmonidae.
AUGGACUUGAAGAAUUUCCCCAUGGAUAUUCAGACCUGUACCAUGCAGCUUGAAAGCUGUGAGUCUCCCUCUAUCUCCUUCUUCCUCUUUGUCUUCCUUCCUCUCCCCUUUUCACAGCUAUUAGCUUCCUCUCCCCUUUUCACAGCUAUUAGCUUCCCCUCCCCUUUUCACAGCUAUUAGCUUCCUCUCCCCUUUUCACAGCUAUUAGCUUCCUCUCCCCUUUUCACAGCUAUUAGCCUCCUCUUCCCUUUUCACAGCUAUUAGCUUCCUCUCCCCUUUUCACAGCUAUUAGCUUCCUCUCCCCUUUUCACAGCUAUUAGCUUCCCCUCCCCUUUUCACAGCUAUUAGCUUCCCCUCCCCUUUUCACAGCUAUUAGCUUCCUCUCCCCUUUUCACAGCUAUUAGCUUCCUUUCCCCUUUUCACAGCUAUUAGCUUAUAGAUGGAGCAUUUUAAGUUGUGAAAUUCUUAAGAGAUAUUAUCAUCACAAAGGAGUGACAUUGAUUUGAGGUUACAUUCAAUGCCUGAAUGUGACAGGCUAGGUUUUGAGUUGCUGCUUUUAUCAAACAUCCUCUGAUGAUGGUUACUCUUGCAAAAUUAAAGAUGGACUUUCUGACACCGGCUUGUGUAGUCACUGACUCUGCAAUAACAAAUUACAGGCUAGCUUUGACAGUGAUAUCCCGUCAGGGUAAUGAAAUGCAUGUGCGGUGUACCAAACAUGUAGGAAUCUCUUCAUAAAAAAUAUAAAUAGAGCAAAGUCAGUCGAUAAAUCCUGUGCAUAGCAUGUCCUUCCUUAUUACCUAGAUAAAAGGUAAAGAAAAAAAUAAUUCAAUUCGCUGCCCCCAGCACUGAUAGCAUCUGCCCCCCCACAAAUCCAAUUUCCAGGAUAUCAAUAAUGAAACCUUCAUUUUGUGUUCCCUUUUAUUCUAUGACCCACCCCUGGCGCCCGCCACCAGGCCAGACAAGAUAACUUAAGUCUAGUGAAUAUUCCUAUUGCUUUCCCACUCUCUGUUUCAAUUGGAAGAUUUAUACUAGUGUAGGAACUUAUUGAAGCAUAUACACUGAGUAUACCAAACAUUAGGAACACCUUCCUAAUAUUGAGUUGCACCAUCCCCCCUUUUGACCUCAGAACAGCCUCUGUAGAGUACCACAGUAUGAGUCAUAAUACCCAUAAAACCUAGCGGUCAAACAGGGAAAUGGUUCCAAUCGUUUUUCCAUUGGAACCAUUUCCCUGUUUGACUGCUAGGUUUUAUGGGUAUUAUGACACCUCCACUGUGGGGCUCUAUUCGUCAGGACAUGGACUCUACAAGGUGUCAAGCGUUCCACAGGGAUGCUGGCCCAUGUUGACUCCAAUGCUUCCUACAGUUGUAUAUAUAUAUACUGUUGGUAGAGCAUGGCGCUUGCAACGCCAGGGUUGUGGGUUCGAUUCCCACAGGGGGCCAGUAUGGAGAAUUUAAAAAAAUUAUGCACUCACUAACUGUAAGUCGCUCUGGAUAAGAGCGUCUGCUAAAUGACUAAAAUGUAAAUGUAAAAUGUCCUUUAGGUGGUGGACCAUUCUUGAUACACACAUGAAACUGUUGAGCAUGGAAAAACCCAGCAGCGUCGCAGUUCUUGACACAAACCGGUGUGCCUGGCACCUACUACCAUCUUGCCCAUUCACCCUCUGAAUGGCACACAGACAAUCCAUGUCAUAAUUGUCUCAAGGCUUAAAAAUCCUUCUUUAACCUGUCUCCUCCCCUUCAUCUACACUGAUUUUGAAGUGGAUUUAACAAGUGACACCAAUAAGGGAUCAUAGCUUUCGCCUGGAUUCACCUGGUCAGUCUAUGUCAUGGAAAGAGCAGGUGUUCUUAAUGUUUUGGAUACUCAGAGUAUACACAUUUCAAUGCCAAAUGUGAUAAAGAUUAAUACAUAUAUUUUUGGAAAUCAACAUGCAGAUGCAUGUACAGAUGUAGGAUCUUAAUUUGACCUAUAUUGUCACAGCUAAAUAAUCGUGCAGCAACAGGAUUUGAAAGUUGAGGUCAAAAUGUUGCUUGAUCGGUAGAUAGGCUAUUAGUUGGCCAAAAGUAGGCUACAUGAAAAGUGCUAUACUGUUAAUAUAACCAUGUUGGUUUUCUGUGAAUUUAUGCAAAUCAUGAAGCUCAACUGCAUUUACUGCGGUGCAGGAAAAUUCACUGCAAAAAAAAGGUGAUCAAAUUAAGAUCCUACAUCUGUUAGGUUCACUAUUCUCAGCAUUGCCCUACAGAGUAACCCUAUACCCCCCCCCCCCCCCCCCCCCCGCCCCUCUUUUUUAGUCGAUGAGUACCUGCCCCCCUAAAUGUUUCCACUCAUUGUCUGCAGUUAAACCCUCCUAAAGUGUGGAGAGCAAGUGAGGAGAGAAAUCUGCGGAGAACGCGCCAGCAGGUUUACUACCUGACAGGGCCAUUACAGGAGUCCUAAUCCUUUCUGAUUAAAUGAAGCCCUCCUCUCCAUGGCUCUAAAGGGGCAGGCCAGCUCUGUUUUGACAAGUGUUACUACACUGCCCAAGGGUGUGGUCACCUUGGCUGCCCAGGGAGGACAUGGUGAGGACACAGUUGCAGGUUUAACUGCCACGCGAUGUGCCAACUGCCAAAGCUGCCACAUUGAGGGUGAGAGCCAGGAGAGAAAAGAGAGGGGGGAGAGGGAAAGAGGGAGGGGUCUGAGGAUUCCAGGCCAGUGCUGUUUGUUAGCCGUAAUCUUGAUGCCUUGAGCUCUAGUAGAUAUAAAUAGACCUUCACAUGUUAAUGUUUGCCUUAUUCUGACAGAUCAUGUAGCUAUAUCCUACUUCAAGCAAUCUUUAAAACCAUCAUGUGUUCUCGUGACCCAAUUUGGUAUCAUUAAGCCAGUAAGUAUAUGGAUAAAGUGUACAGUGCAUUCGGAAAGUAUUCAGACCACUUAUUUUUCCACAUUUUGUUACGUUACAGCCUUAUUCUAAAAUUGAUAAAAUACAAAAAAAAUUCUCAUCAGUGAUAUAUAUUUUUAUACAUUUGCAAAAAAAUCAAAAUCACUGUGUUUUGUCAUUAUGGGGUAUUUUGUGUAGAUUGAUGAGGGGGAAAAAAUGAUUUAAUCAAUUUUAGAAUAAGGCUGUAAAGUAACAGUGGUGGUGGCGUUGUUUUCAAGCUGCUGGUAAGGAUUGGGGGGAUAAUAUCUUCAAUAACUGAUGUCUUUGUUACUCGGGCACCAGAUGGACGUCAGUAUUAUUCAGAUGUGUCAAGUAUACCACGGCAGCCUCAGUUUACUGUCCUUUGUCUGAGGCGAGGCAUUCCCAAUCAACUCCUGUAAGCUGUGCUCCCAUGGGCGCGCAAAGCAAUUACGGUUUCGUCUUGAGUGGUUACGUAUGUCCGCUUGGUCGAGUGUGAUGUAUGUUUGCUUACACAGUAACCUUGCCAAACUGACCGGCUUUGCGGGUCUUCAGCGGCGCAAACACGUGUAAGCGAAUGCAAGGGCAACCCUGCAUCCAUUAAGCCAUCAGCUCUCGCUGUCGGGGAGGCAUGCACCUCACGUUCACCCUUCGCAUUCAACCUUCAAGCAACCGGUCUGCCACUUUGGAAGCUGUGGCGUAUGACCUUUUAUCAUGACAAACAGGCGGGGAGGGAGAUGUGAACGGAAUGGCAGCUGGACUGAGGGACGUCACACUGUAUACCCCACACCUCUCUCUCCCUCUACCACCCUCUCUCCAUUUACACCUCGGUCUAUCUCGGUCCAACCCUCCAUCUCUCCCUUUCUCAACUCUCUCCCUCUCUCCAUAUGUCUAUAUCGUUUAGGCUUGGGCGGUAUACCGUAUACCAGGGUAUUUGGAAAUGGCCACGGGAUGGUUUUUCAAUACUGUCAAUACCAUUUGAAACUUUCUUUGAAGUUUUCCAAUACAUUUUUAUAUUUGUAGCUACUUUUUAAGUAAAUACCUGCAAUCAACUUGUGCAGUAUGUUAGGAGAUAAAGCCGGUUCUUCAGUUAACCCUUCACAUUAUUUUACAUUAUGAAGCUUAUAGUUCCCCAGAACAUUUGAGCCAGUCACGUGUAAAUAGCACAAAGGGUGAAAGCCGGAGCAGGUGAGUCCAGCUGUGUAUUGACGGGUCGUGUUUCAUAUUAAAAGUCAAGUGUUUUUUUGCUUCAAUAGAGUGAUCAGGGACGUGCAACUAUAGUUUUCCUUCACAGAAAAUAGCUUCAUUUUCAUGAACAGAAGUGGAACACUAUUUGGCUGGCAGCCUCACAAGUAAACAAGUUUUUUGCAAAAACAAUGCAUGGCCAUCAUAUUUCUAAUGUUUAUCAUAGAAAGAAUGUAGCCUACAUUCUUAAUGUUUUGCUUAAAGUUAAUCUGGGUAGGUUGGCUAUACCAAGAAAAGUACAGGAGAAAAAAGCUACACAUCAGUCAGAGUGCUGUCUGCAGAUAGAAUGCCAGUUCGUGAAUUCUCAUCUGAGUGGAGAGGUGCAACUGAAGCACAAAAUGUGUGUGAUGCCCAGCAGAAAUUACAAAAAUAAGCAUUUUAGAUCUGCGUUUACAAAAUGCAGCAUGAGAUUUCUUACCCGUAUUAUCUUUAUUUCCUGCGGGAAAAAUUAAGAAUUCUGCGUUAAUGCGACCCCUAAGUUUAACUUCCCUUACGAAAAAAGAUUGCAGUAUAACCGAGGUACAAUGCAGUAUAACUGCAGUUAAAUUGCAGUCUAACUGCAGUAUGCUGCAAAUACUGCUUUUUAAAAAACGUUUUUUUUACUGCAGUAAUUUUGCAGUACACUGCAGUUAUUCUGCAAUUACCACAUCCAAAAUACCACAGUCGACUGCAGUUACUGCACUUUUACUGCAGCUUAAAAAACAGUUUUUUUUUUUUACGGUUUGCUAUUUAUCUAAGUAAGUUACUGAAUUAAUAAGGUGACUUAGCUUUCUGCCAUGUUUGAGAAGUCAAAACCCUUUGGAUGAGUUACCUGUACAGCUGCCACUGCUAUCCAUUGUACUCCUCCGUUCUCGGCCUGUCUGCUCCUCCUGGUCUGCUCUUCUCCGAGCAGAGCAGGCAGGCCCAUUGCUCUAGCUACUCCAGACAGACAUAGCGUGGACACAUGCUGCUUCAGAGCAGACAAGCAUGCAUCAAAACUUUGUUCAUUUGUGCAAUGUCUCUCAUUCACAUUCGCUUGUAAAUGUCCAAACUCACCAAAAAUGACAUUCGGUAGCUCCUACAUAUAUUUAUAACUUUAUGAGCUGGAUUGUCUGUCUUUGCAAUUUGUUUAUUAUCGUUUGUGCUUGUUAGCAUAUUUAGCUAGCAGCCUCAAUGAAAAAUCGCUAUUACUUGUGCUACUUUUGUUAGCAUUCUGGUAACAGAUGCCCCCUUGUGUACUAAGCAGGUAAUACCGUAAAUCCCGGAAUGAGAGAAGGACGAUAUGAACAUCUGGAAACCGCCCAACCCUAAUAUCUUUCCCUUUGCACCUCUGUCUCCAUUUCUCAUAAUCUCUCCCACCCCUCCUCCCCUCACUCUCUCGCUCUCUGUAGUUGGGUAUACCAUGAAUGAUCUGAUCUUCGAGUGGUUGGCCGAGAACCCGGUGCAGGUGGCUGAUGAUCUGACGCUCCCACAGUUCGUGCUGAAAGAUGAGCAGGAUCUGGGCUACUGCACCAAGCACUACAACACAGGUGGGACCUUGGUGGAACUUCACUUCAAUUGUUCUUCUGAUAGAAACAGAAAUUACAGUAUAGAGGUUUGGGGAUUGAAUCCAAGUUUAAGAAAAGAGUUCAGAGCAUAAAGACGGUGCUUUUUGCUCACUUAGUUUACAUGAGAAAAAAUAUAUAAUUAAGUCCCGAAUGGAGUAGCAACAACUUCCUUCUCAAUAUAGACCAGUGGCAACUUUUCUAACCUACACAAUUCUUCUGAAUAUGCCAAAAAGACUGACACAAAUACUUACCAUUGCUAUUGUCUCUGGUGGCAGGUAAAUUCACCUGCAUCGAGGUUAAGUUCCACCUGGAGAGACAGAUGGGCUAUUACCUGAUCCAGAUGUACAUCCCCAGCCUGCUCAUUGUCAUCCUGUCCUGGGUCUCCUUCUGGAUCAACAUGGAUGCUGCCCCGGCUAGAGUGGGCCUGGGCAUCACAACCGUGCUCACUAUGACCACCCAGAGCUCCGGAUCCCGGGCCUCUCUACCCAAGGUGAGCAGAGAUAAGGGUCUACCAACAUCAGGGAUAGUGUUAAAAAGUAAGACAAGUAAGCGGGAUGAUGGAUGGCGAGUAUAGUAAGUGCUAGCAAUGCUAAGGCGCGUAAACACUAUUCACCAGAUGCGUCACUGUCAACGCAGAGCUUGUAGGAACCGCUAACAUUGGUGGGUAUGUAUCAGAAUCUUUCAAAUUGUUUCAGUCCAAUCAGAUGACUCCUCUCCCAAUGCUGAUUGGCUCUUUCAGAUGUCACUUUAGUAGGCUGGCUCAAAGUAGACCGUGCCAAUUUUCGAAGUAUGAAGCUAAGCUCGAUCUGAUGUUACACCUGGUUAUCGUCACCUGCCAGAUCAACGGAACGCAAUGUAAUGGUCCAGUUCAUAACCAAUACUUCCAGCAUCUGCAAUGCUUGCCAUGACACACAUGUGGAUGUACAGUGAGGGGAAAAAGUAUUUGAUCCCCUGCUGAUUUUGUACGUUUGCCCACUGACAAAGACAUGAUCAGUCUAUAAUUUUAAUGGUAGGUUUAUUUGAACAGUGAGAGACAGAAUAACAACAAAAAAAUCCAGAAAAACGCAUGUCCAAAAUGUUAUAAAUUGAUUUGCAUUUUAAUGAGGGAAAUAAGUAUUUGACCCCUCUGCAAAACAUGACUUAGUACUUGGUGGCAAAACCCUUGUUGGCAAUCACAGAGGUCAGACGUUUCUUGUAGUUGGUCACCAGGUUUGCACACAUCUCAGGAGCGAUUUUGUUCCACUCCUCUUUGCAGAUCUUCUCCAAGUCAUUAAGGUUUCGAGGCUGACGUUUGGCAACUCGAACCUUCAGCUCCCUCCACAGAUUUUCCAUGGGAUUAAGGUCUGGAGACUGGCUAGGCCCCUCCAGGACCUUAAUGUGCUUCUUCUUGAGCCACUCCUUUGUUGCCUUGGCCGUGUGUUUUGGGUCAUUGUCAUGCUGGAAUACCCAUCCACGACCCAUUUUCAAUGCCCUGGCUGAGGGAAGGAGGUUCUAAACCCAAGAUUUGACGGUACAUGGCCCCGUCCAUCGUCCCUUUGAUGCGGUGAAGUUGUCCUGUCCCCUUAGCAGAAAAAUACCCCCAAAGCAUAAUGUUUCCACCUCCAUGUUUGACAGUGGGGAUGGUGUUCUUGGGGUCAUAGGCAGCAUUCCUCCUCCUCCAAACACGGCGAGUUGAGUUGAUGCCAAAGAGCUCGAUUUUGGUCUCAUCUGACCACAACACUUUCACCCAGUUCUCCUCUGAAUCAUUCAGAUGUUCAUUGGCAAACUUCAGACGGCCCUGUAUAUGUGCUUUCUUGAGCAGGGGGACCUUGCGGGCGCUGCAGGAUUUCAGUCCUUCACGGCGUAGUGUGUUACCAAUUGUUUUCUUGGUGACUAUGGUCCCAGCUGCCUUGAGAUCAUUGACAAGAUCCUCCCGUGUAGCUCUGGUCUGAUUCCUCACCGUUCUCAUGAUCAUUGCAACUCCACGAGGUGAGAUCUUGCAUGGAGCCCCAGGCCGAGGGAGAUUGACAGUUAUUUUGUGUUUCUUCCAUUUGCGAAUAAUCGCACCAACUGUUGUCACCUUCUCACCAAGCUGCUUGGCGAUGGUCUUGUAGCCCAUUCCAGCCUUGUGUAGGUCUACAAUCUUGUCCCUGACAUCCUUGGAGAGCUCUUUGGUCUUGGCCAUGGUGGAGAGUUUGGAAUCUGAUUGAUUGAUUGCUUCUGUGGACAGGUGUCUUUUAUACAGGUAACAAGCUGAGAUUAGGAGCACUCCCUUUAAGAGUGUGCUCCUAAUCUCAGCUCGUUACCUGUAUAAAAGACACCUGGGAGCCAGAAAUCUUUCUGAUUGAGAGGGGGUCAAAUACUUAUUUCCCUCAUUAAAAUGCAAAUCAAUUUAUAACAUUUUUACAUGCGUUUUUCUGGAUUUUUUUGUUGUUAUUCUGUCUCUCACUGUUCAAAUAAACCUACCAUUAAAAUUAUAGACUGAUCAUUUCUUUGUCAGUGGGCAAACGUACAAAAUCAGCAGGGGAUCAAAUACUUUUUUCCUCACUGUACCUUAACUGGAUAAGUAGCUGCUGCCUCUUGCUAGGCCUCUAGAUUCGUUAGACUGGAUAAGCAAAUAUCACAAUAGCUAGGCCAUGUCUAGACAUGUAGCUGGCAAACUAUUACUAUGGAAUUUCAAAUUUGAGUUUGACCUGUUUUGACCUUGGUGUGUUCCUGAAUAGAGCGGAGUUGACUUUCCCUGGGUUUUACUGUGACCUCUCAUGGAUGAUGUGUCUGCCUGUAUCUUAUUGACUCCCAUUGGAAUUCUGAGCCAAUCUGAGUAUAUGGCUCCAUAGUCUGCCUGGUUGAGGGAUGGGCUGAAAGUUCUUGCGCCACACCCCCGUCAUUAUGUACACCAACAUCUCCAUUGAUUGGCUAUUGAUGACCCGGUGACCUUGUGUGCCCCUUGCCUGCGUCUCCAGGUGUCCUACGUGAAGGCCAUUGACAUCUGGAUGGCUGUGUGCUUGCUGUUCGUGUUCGCCGCGCUGCUCGAGUACGCAGCAGUCAACUUUGUCUCACGGCAACACAAGGAGUUCAUCAGACUGAGGAAGAAGCAGCGGCGGCAGAGAAUAGUAAGUGUAAACCACCACGCACCAACCUGUCAUCUCCUAUCACACUGACUUACGCCCCAUGUUAUUGUGCGCCACUGUUUAUUCAGAAACUGACAACGGCAACACGCUACAGCUGGCCGUCACAUUACACAAGAAAGAUCAGCUUGUUUCAGACUCAGCUCAUUCCCAUGGUGAGCACUGACCUGCACAGAGGUCUGUGUGCUCCCGGCUCCCGCCAGCACCCCAUUCCCCUGCUGUGUUAACAGGCUGUUCUCCAGCCUCACAUCACUGGAACUCUGGGAAAGUAAUACAGGGGGUUUUAAAGGCUGAACAAUAGCUUAGGAGUUAAAUUGCUGAUCUGAAGUAUUACUUUCCAGCCAAACAACCAAUCCACCAUGUACCCACUUGUAGAGGGUGGAGAGCGGUAGUGCUACUGAGAGCAUAUGAUCAAAUAGGAGACCCUUUAGCGAAACGGAAUUCAAUCUCAAGAGCAGAGACAACAGAGUCCGAAGGAAUCACAUUCAACUGUGCUCCAAAAUGGCUGGGCUGCUUUCCCAGACUUGUAGUAAAGCUUCCACUGUCCAGGGCAGACAAAUCCCACAGAUUUAGUAGACCGUCUACUGGACCCAAAUCAAUAACAGGAGAGAAAAUGAUUGUCCAUGAGAGCAAGAAGUAACUCCUCCCAUAGACGCGGGAAGAUUUUUUUGUCCACGCUACAGACGGCUAUAUCGGUCCGCUAACACAGGACUAGUAAAGGGCCAGUGCACUAUUUUUGUGUGGAAAUAUUAAUAUUGUUUUUUAAUUCUGAUUUUUCAGGGGGUGCUGCAGCACCAUCGGCACCCCUACUUCCCGCGGCUAUGAUUCCUCCUCUCCACAUCAGUUGGGCAAUUACUCCCAUCGAGAAAUGUAUCGAGAAUUAUCCAUAGGGUGGUAUUGACGCAAGGCCUUGGGCUGAUGGAGCACACCUAGCUACCGCCACUGACUGACCAGGGUUAAUCAAUAGCUACUGUACCUCCAUGCUUGGCUUUGAAAAACCAGAGAGAGCAGUCAGACCCUAAGCCCCAUGUACCCAUGGACCUCUACUGUAUACACUACAGCUUACGUCAUACAGGAAAUAAAAUGUGUGUUAUAUUGUAGGGUUUUUGCUGAGCCAAAAAUUGUAGGUUGUUUGCAGAGCCAACAAUUGUAGGGUGUUUGCAGAGCCUACUCUAGUUCCUUAAGGAUAUUUUUCUCAGCCUCCUGAGCCACAGUAAUUCCCUUGGUAACAGCUAUGGAAGAUGUAUCGUACGUUCAACGUUUUCCUUUUUUUUCCUGACCUAAAGGCUAAAUAGCAUAGCUUGUUUUCCGUUUAGUUCUGCACCACGUUUGAUACAUUUUAUGUCCACAUCUUUUAUCACUCAUUUUGGCUCAAAGCUAGUGCUUUAGCUGAAUUUGGAAUGAAGCAGAGAAAAUGUCCUGCACUCAGCAAAAAGCAGAUGAGCAUUUCUGAGGAAUUACGUUUUGGAGGAACGAAGCGAAUAAUUAUCUAGAAUCUUGUAAUAUCAUAAAAGCUGAGCAAAUAAGUACACAAUCCAAUGUGCAACUGGUUUCUGACUGGUAUUAAAAGAGAGAAUAGCAUGGUUUAUGACUGGUAUUAAGAGAGAAUAGGAUGGUUUCAAAUGGUAUUAUUCCAAUCUGUGUACUUGCUCCUUUCCCUACGGAGGCCCUGGCCUUGGCCAAUCAACCGGGGAGUGUAGAGUCACUGAGGAAAGUGAACGACCUGCCUGGCAACAACACUACCAGCACCAGCUACCAAGGGAACUUGAAUCAGCACUGCAGCGCCUGUGCCAGGGUAAAACCGACCCCUGUGUCACCUCUGACCCCAAACCGAAUGUCUUCCGCCACUUCUGAUCCCCAGACAGAAUGUGUUCUGCCCCACCAUGUGUCGAGUAUUUGAUCCCUUGCUGAUUUUGUACGUUUGCCCACUGACAAAUAAAUGAUCAGUCUAUAAUUUUAAUGGUAGGUUUAUUUGAACAGUGAGAGACAGAAUAACAACAAAAAAAUCCAGAAAAACGCAUGUCAAAAAUGUUAUAAAUUGAUUUGCAUUUUAAUGAGGGAAAUAAAUAUUUGACCCCCUCUCAAUCAGAAAGAUUUCUGGCUCCCAGGUGUCUUUUAUACAGGUAACGAGCUGAGAUUAGGAGCACUCCCUUUAAGAGUGUGCUCCUAAUCUCAGCUUGUUACCUGUAUAAAAGACACCUGUCCACAGAAGCAAUCAAUCAAUCAGAUUCCAAACUCUCCACCAUGGCCAAGACCAAAGAGCUCUCCAAGGAUGUCAGGGACAAGAUUGUAGACCUACACAAGGCUGGAAUGGGCUACAAGACCAUCGCCAAGCAGCUUGGUGAGAAGGUGACAACAGUUGGUGCGAUUAUUCGCAAAUGGAAGAAACACAAAAUAACUGUCAAUCUCCCUCGGCCUGGGGCUCCAUGCAAGAUCUCACCUCGUGGAGUUGCAAUGAUCAUGAGAACGGUGAGGAAUCAGCCCAGAACUACACAGGAGGAUCUUGUCAAUGAUCUCAAGGCAGCUGGGACCAUAGUCACCAAGAAAACAAUUGGUAACACACUAUGCCGUGAAGGACUGAAAUCCUGCAGCGCCCGCAAGGUCCCCCUGCUCAAGAAAGCACAUAUACAGGCCCGUCUGAAGUUUGCCAAUGAACAUAUGAAUGAUUCAGAGGAGAACUGGGUGAAAGUGUUGUGGUCAGAUGAGACCAAAAUUGAGCUCUUUGGCAUCAACUCAACUCGCCAUAUUUGUAGGAGGAGGAAUGCUGCCUAUGACCCCAAGAACACCAUCCCCACCGUCAAACAUGGAGGUGGAAACAUUAUGCUUUGGGGGUGUUUUUCUGCUAAGUGGACAGGACAACUUCACCGCAUCAAAGGGACGAUGGACGGGGCCAUGUACCGUCAAAUCUUGGGUGAGAACCUCCUUCCCUCAGCCAGGGCAUUGAAAAUGGGUCGUGGAUGGGUAUUCCAGCAUGACAAUGACCCAAAACACACGACCAAGGCAACAAAGGAGUGGAUCAAGAAGAAGCACAUUAAGGUCCUGGAGUGGCCUCUGUGAUUGCCAACAAGGGUUUUGCCACCAAGUACUAAGUAAUGUUUUGCAGAGGGGUCAAAUACUUAUUUCCCUCAUUAAAAUGCAAAUCAAUUUAUAACAUUUUGGACAUGCGUUUUUCUGGAUUUUUUUGUUGUUAUUCUGUCUCUCACUGUUCAAAUAAACCAACCAUUAAAAUUAUAGACUGAUCAUGUCUUUGUCUGUGGGCAAACGUACAAAAUCAGCAGGGGAUCAAAUACUUUUUUCCCUCACUGUACUUGCUGCUUUGCUUUGGCUCUGCCUCCCAAGUCAAAGUCGAUAAUGUAAAACAUUGGUGUGAAUUGCCCUGGCCAAUUUCUGGUCCUUGUCCGCCCCUGCCCUGCAGAGUCAGGACACUGCAGAGUCAGGACACUGCAUGGUGUUGAUCACAGUGGUGAGAACGGCACUCCUCUCCAACAAAUCACAAAGUGUGUACCGAAGCUACCUGACUGGGGCCAUGAGCACAGGCCAACAAGGAUUAGUACCUAUUAUCUUUAGUGAAACGCAUCAUUAGACCUCAGCACAUGACAUACUGUAGUUUAGGUGGAGGUAGAAGAGAUAAUUAAGUGCAAGAAGAACUCCUCAUCCUUCUGUUGUAAGGUGUAAUUUGUCACAGUGCAACAGAUAAACGGUUAGUUUCUACCAAGUUCACUUACAGCCAAGGAACAAGGCAGGCAAGUCGGAGAGGGAAGCCAAUGCUCAUUAUUGAAGAAAGGAACUUGGCGGAGCUGAAGUUGGGCUAUAAAUGGGGACAUAUUGCCAACUGCCCUUCACUAAGGGCAUUUCAAGGGUCAGGGAGAGAGACACUUGGGGGGGGGGGGGGGGGGGGUCAAUCAAUUCACUCACUGCUUUCACGCUGACUACUAAUCACCCAAUUUAGAUCCUACAUCUCCACUUUCCCCCUGCCAAAUGGCAUCUCUCAAGGUGUCAAAGGACUGUCAGUGUUAAGCUACAUGUCUAUUAAUAUUCUCCACAAAGAGAGGGAACAGGGCAUCUCGCUCUGCGUGGAAAGGGUGCCAUCCAUCACAUGGUAAUGCCCAUUGUGAGUUUUUUGUCAGACACUGACUUUUCACUCAGGCACCUUGAGAGGUCCAUUAUUUCAGAAGUUUAGGGAAAAAAAGUGUCCUUAGCCUACAAAGAUAAAUGGAGGUAAAUUUUUUUACACUGAUAAUUAAAAUUUCACUUUUGCUCUAAUGAUGCUGUUCCUCUCCCGCUAUCCUCCCUCUCUGUAGAGAGACUCCAGAAAGGCAGAUGAUUGAACAAAAUUGAUCUUAGGCCGCUGGCUUGAUUAAACACCAUCUCUCAUAAAUCAUUCAUCACACGAGGCAAAAGUACAAUACUGUAGACUGGAAAUACGUCUCCCUUUAAAUUAUAUUUUCAGGCAUGCUUGUUUUAAUUAUUUUUGUCGAGUAUGUUGUGCCCUCACCCUGUAGCCCUUUUGCUACGUUACACCCCAAAUGCCUGUGUCUGAGAAUUAUCCACUGGGAAGAAAUAUGAGCUAAUGCCAGUUGACAGUGAGAAGCCAAUCUGUGUUUUACUUUUGCUUCCCCAGGAAGAGGAACUGGCGAGAGACAGCCGUGGGUUUUACUUCCGUGGCUAUGGACUGGGUCACUGCCUACAGACCAAGGACGGAACAACUGUGGAGGGGGCUACGGUCUUCACCCCGCCGCCACCGCCGGUGUCCACUGUUUACGAUGGCGAAGCGGUCCGCAAGUGCUUCGUGGACCGGGCCAAGCGCAUCGACACGAUAUCCAGGGCCGUCUUCCCUCUGAGCUUCCUCUUCUUCAACAUUUUCUACUGGAUCACCUACAAAGUGCUGCGACACGAAGACAUCCACGCAAACUUGUAG